Molecule: messenger RNA, 680 nt
Organism: Prorocentrum cordatum
Lineage: Eukaryota; Dinophyceae; Prorocentrales; Prorocentraceae
Source: the annotation of a GenBank genome assembly
CCAGGCUGGCCUCGGCGCCGCGCGGCGGCUCCUCCGCGACGCCCUGGAGGCGGCCGAGGACGCCCUGGGGUCCGCGGGCGAGAAGGUGCGGCACAUGAGGCGGCAGCUGGACGAGGAGUGGUCCAGCCUCGAGGCGGGCCGGGAGGAGCUCGCCGCUGCGAGGGCGCGGGUGCGGGAGCAGCUCGGGGAGGCGGGGAGAACCCUCGCGGACCUCGAGGAUAGGGAGAGGGAACGCAUCCCCAUCUCUCUUCAUUUCCCCCCGCACGAGAAGAGCAUCAGGCUCGCGGAAAAAGUAAAGACGAGCAUGACAUUGAACAGUAGGGGUUCGCUUUGGCAUGCAGUACGUACGCACGAAGGGUUUAGUGCAAGUUUGUCCGAUGUAUACGAUUGACGAUUGCUGUUCCCUCCUGGCAUACAUCGUUGCUAUAUGAUUUCCGGUGGCCUUUUUUCACAUGCAUUGCCUUGAAGUAUCGAACGCAGUUGUCGCAUGAUGGAUUGCGCGAGAAUGUCGGCUUGCAAACGAUGGAUUGCAGAUCAUGUGGGUUUAUCUACCGGAUUUCGGACUGGAUGCAUUUCGUUUGCUCUUUUCCAGCGCUUGUUGGAAUAAUAUUCCGUAUUUGGCCGAGCGUUCGCGGGACUAUGAAGGUGUGUUCAACACGAAGGGCAAAGACGAAGACCGA